UGGGUGUGUUCAUUCCCUGCAUUCAGUGCGACGUUUCUCGCUAGCAGUUUAAGAUGGCGACCGUGCAUCUAAGGAUCGGGGAUCUGGUUUGGGGUAAACUUGGACGCUAUCCACCUUGGCCAGGAAAGGUCGUCAGUCCUCCGAAGGAUCUGAAAAAGCCAAGAGGCAAAAAAUGUUUCUUUGUCAAGUUUUUUGGAACUGAAGAUCACGCCUGGAUAAAGGUAGAGCAGCUGAAGCCUUACCACCCCCACAAAGAGGAGAUGAUCAAGAUAAACAAAGGCAAGCGCUUCCAACAGGCUGUUGAUGCAGUUGAGGAGUACCUAAAGAAGGCCAAGGGGAAAGAUCAGACACACUCUGAUGACAAAAGCAAGUCAGAUAAAGGGCGUAAAGCAGCUAAACCAAUGAAGAUCAUUGAAGAAGAUGAUGAAGAUGCCUUCAAGGGUGGCUCGUCAGACAAGGAACAGACUGAUUCUGACCCAGAGCCAUCCUCUGUACGACGGCUGGUCGCUGGAACAGUAUCAGGAUUCAAAUGGGAGAGCAGUCCAGUAAAGGAUGACCCACAUUUUCAUCACUUUCUGCUCAGCCAGUCUGAGAAGCCAGCUUCAUCAAUGGAGCCCAUCACCAAACGCUUAAAGAUAAUCGAGGAGGACACAGGAUCAACGUCUAUUCAAGCAGCAGACAGCACAGCCAUCAACGGCAGUAUCACACCUACAGACAAAAGGAUAGGAUUCCUUGGACUAGGACUAAUGGGAAGUGGUGUGGUUUCUAAUUUGUUGAAGAUGGGGCAUGUUGUGACCGUCUGGAAUCGCACGGCAGAAAAGUGUGAUUUGUUCAUCCAAGAAGGUGCCAGAUUAGGACGAACACCUGCAGAAGUUGUGUCCAUGUGCGAUAUCACAUUUUCCUGUGUAUCAGACCCAAAAGCUGCCAGAGAUCUUGUGUUAGGUCCUAGUGGAGUCCUACAGGGAAUCAGACCAGGCAAAUGUUACGUGGAGAUGUCAACUGUUGACCCAGAAACCAUCACUGAGCUCGCACAGGUCAUCACAUCCAGAGGCGGCAGAUUCCUAGAAGCUCCGGUUUCGGGCAGCCAGCAGCUUUCCAAUGACGGUAUGCUGGUCAUUGUUGCUGCAGGAGACCGCAGUGUUUAUGAAGACUGUAGCAGCUGCUUCCAGGCAAUGGGGAAGACGUCUUUCUUCAUAGCAGGGGAAGCAGGAAAUGCUGCACGAAUGAUGCUGAUCCUUAACAUGGUUCAAGGCAGUUUCAUGGCAACCAUCGCAGAGGGAUUGACCUUGGCGCAGGCCACGGGACAGUCACAACAAACAUUCUUGGAUAUUCUUUGCCAAGGACAAAUGGCAAGCACGUUUGUGGACCAGAAAUGCCAGAAUAUCUUGCAGGGCAACUUCAAACCUGAUUACUACCUGAAACAUAUUCAGAAAGAUCUGAGAUUAGCUAUUUCAAUGGGAGAUUCGGUUAAUCAUCCAACACCAAUGGCGGCUGCUGCAAAUGAGGUAUACAAGAGGGCAAAAGCAUUGGACCAGUCGGACAAUGACAUGUCUGCAGUCUACAGAGCUUAUAUUCACUAAUACGUCCUGGACCACAAACCUCACCUACUUUGUUCCUCUCCCUCUGUCUUUCUCUCCUCUGCUGAUGAAUUUUGUUGGGCACCAGUGAUGUUUUCCCAUGUGUAAUGGGAUCUAUUUAGCAGCCUAAUCUAAGCAUUGCACUGACUGUAAUAUUGCUGCACGUAUGCUCAGUGGGAGGUUAUUAAACUCCCUGCAAAUGAUUAUCUUAUGAUUGAACGUGCAGUGUAUUAUAUCAUCAUUUCGUUAAGGCUACUGCAUACGAUGCAGUGUUGUUUGAAGAUCCUAUGGUUUUUAUUUAUCAUUCAUAUCUUUACAAAUGAAUUCCCACAUUGUAAUUUUCAAAGUUUAAAAAUCUGUAAAGUAUGAACUUUUGAUCACAAACAGGCUUGAGGAGCACGACGAAUUAAAAAGCCAAUGCAUUGCCUUAAUACCCAUAUAAGAUAGACAGUAUUUAUUUUGUCUCUAAAGAUUACCAUCAUGUCAGGUGCAAUUUGGCCAUACAUUU
Molecule: messenger RNA, 2085 nt
Organism: Sinocyclocheilus grahami
Lineage: Eukaryota; Metazoa; Chordata; Actinopteri; Cypriniformes; Cyprinidae
Product: putative oxidoreductase GLYR1
Exons: 16
Coding region: 54-1580 (508 amino acids)
Biological process (GO): transcription elongation-coupled chromatin remodeling
Cellular component (GO): chromatin
Molecular function (GO): nucleosome binding; NADP binding; DNA binding
Source: RefSeq, a predicted model, not a curated record